Molecule: messenger RNA, 446 nt
Organism: Durusdinium trenchii
Lineage: Eukaryota; Dinophyceae; Suessiales; Symbiodiniaceae
Source: the annotation of a GenBank genome assembly
GCUUUGCUUCAGCAAGGGGCACAGCCAUGUGGGCAAGCAGUCAAGCAAGAGCUGCAAAGGCAUGAACAACAGCUGCAGUACCAGCAACAGGCCUUGCUACAACAAGAGUCUCAGCAGCAAGAAGCUUUACAACAGCGUCUCUGCCUUCAGAAGCAAGAGCAAGAACAGCAACAGAUGCGACAAAUGCUGGAACAGCAGCAGGAACAGCUGGAAGCACAAACCCAACAGCAAGAGCUCAUCGAACAAGAGAUUCAGCAACACCAGGCUCGCGCUGCUCAAGAAGCAUUGCUGAUCCAACAAGCGGAAGCAGCACUGCAGAAGCACAAAGCAUUGGAGCAGAAAGCACACCAACGAAUGGAGAUGCUGUCGUUCGAGCACCCCAAACCUCGCCGCCUUCAAAUGCCAGUGGGCUCCCUCCCGGAGACAGUCCAGCUUCAGCGCCUAAA